This is a messenger RNA of Penicillium antarcticum, 963 nucleotides long. Its product is annotated as aromatic ring-hydroxylating oxygenase subunit alpha. Lineage: Eukaryota; Fungi; Ascomycota; Eurotiomycetes; Eurotiales; Aspergillaceae. Gene Ontology annotation, molecular function: iron ion binding; 2 iron, 2 sulfur cluster binding. The transcript has 5 exons. The record is from RefSeq and is a predicted model, not a curated record. The coding region runs from base 1 to 963 and encodes 320 amino acids.
AUGUCAGAACUCACUCGUACUUUGCCCGCUUCUUGGUACUGCAACAACUCCCUCUAUCAGAUGGAGCGACGGGCGGUGUUCCUCAAAUCCUGGUACUUGCUCGGCCCAGUCACCAGAUUCCAGAAAGUGGGUGAACAUGUUCCGUAUGACGUGGCACAGCAGUCUAUUUCUGCUGUUCGCAUUUCGGGCGAUAGUCUCAAUCCGACUCCUGAGGAGUUGAAGGUUGUCUGCGCGAAGACGGGCAAGGACGUGCGUAGCCAUGUCACUCCAACUGGAUUGCUGUUUUCAACCAUUUCCGAUGAUGCUCCUAGCUUCCAUGAGUUCUUCCCCGAGCUUGAGGAGCUGCUUGGUAAAGUCGACUUUACCAAAUUGCCGUAUCGUCGCAGCAUUAGCUAUGAAGGUCGAUUCAACUGGAAGACGAUGGUGGACGGAUAUCAAGAGUGCCUGCACUGCCAGUACACUCAUCCAUCAUUCUCGAUUUACUACCCACCUACUUUCUACAGUGUUCACAACAAACACAACUUCUCUCAGCACAUUGCAGACCCCAAGAAGCCAGAUGACGGGCUAUUCUUGUACUUCUUCCCAAAUUGCACGCUGAAUGUCUAUGGGGGUGGUAUGUCUUCAUUCAGAGUCUGUCCGACCGCAAAUCCGCAUGUCACCCGCAUGGAAUUUGACUACUAUCAUCUUGCCGAGGGGGAGAAAUUUGAGGAGUAUUUCAAAUUCGUGCGCCAGGUUGCUAUGGAAGACUUUGAGCUGUGCGAGAAGGCUCAGGACAAUCUGGCUAAAGGGGUUUAUCAUGAAGGAAUUCUUAACCCGGACAAGGAGAAUGGCGUGUCUUACUAUCAGCGACGAGUGUUUGAUAUGGUGUGUGAGCAGCAUGCUACUGAGAGAGCUGCGAAGACAACCAAGGAGACAGGAGCUGAGGAACAUACCGCAUCUCCAAUGGUCCAAAUGGAAGCGUAG